AUGGGCAAUCCUGCCUUGACUCCGCGUUUACAGACCCCCUCUACGCAGCCCAACUCCGAUACGAUGUCUCCUCGUCGCAUCGAUGUUCAAGCAGAGCCGAAACCAGCUCCGAACACCAAGAACGAGAUACAGUUCCAGUUUGUUAGUAGCGAGGAUAUCUCUAGCGAAGAGGAAGGGAGCAUCGACCGAAAGCGCAAUCGGGAGAGCAAAGACUUGACCAACGAGCACAAGUCUCUGAUCGAGGAUAUAUACAAUGUGGAGCGCCGCGAAGAUCAGCCCAAAAAGCGCAUCAAGACAGCCGAUACCGAGGAUACUAUGGCUAAGAGCAAGUCGCAAUUCAAAAUGUCUGGGAACAGCGGUCUCGGUGAAUACAUGAAGGAAGGCAGACACCCUCCCGAAACCGCCACUCCGGUUGUGGAUCUUACCAGCGAAGUCCCGACCAAGACGACUUCAACCGAUGAUGAAAUAGAAGUCACCGGGUCCGUUGAUUUGAGCGAACAGAUCGUGUGCUAUGGCAAGAUUCAAAACGCAUUUAUCCAAGCGCAUCAAGUUCCCAAGCCAACUGCGAACAAUUUCUUUGACGACUACUCGCGCGAUUGGCCUCCUAUUAAAUUGACCACCCGCCGUGGUCCAGUCAACAGAAUCGAUGUCAGCGAUCCUUUUAGUCAUGUCUUCGGGGCAGUCGACGCUAGAACAGCCGCGGCCAUUUGCCCUUUACUAGAUACCCCGGGCAUGAAUAUUUCCAUGACGGCACGCCUCGAACUACGGAGGAGACAACCAGAUGAAGAAGUCUGGCAGCCCUGCUCCGCCCAGUAUCGCGCCGCCAUCAAUCUGAUUGGACCAAGAAAGUUCGCAGACAUGGUUGGGAAAACUCUUGGUCAUGCAAAUGUCUGGUUGGACACUCCUUCCAUGGUAGAUAGGGGUAUGGCCGUUUACAAUCCGCAUGCCAAACUAAGACUCGCCCAGCAGAAUCAUGGAUCUAUCGCUGGUACUCGUUCGCGAGACAUGGCAACUUACGAGGUUCGAACUGCAGAAGAGGUCAACGAUGCUGUAAUGAAGAUGUUUGAUCAGCUCAAAAGUACCGAGAAUAUUCCUGAGAUGGAGCCGUCUCCUUUGAUUCUUACACCUCUUCUUCAUCACCAGAAGCAAGCUCUAUGGUUCAUGAUGGAAAAAGAGCAAGACCGCAAGUAUGGAUCGAAGGAGGAGGAAAACAACUCACUGUGGCGUGAGGUCUACACGGCCAACGGAAUCAAACGGUACCGCGAGAUCAUCAGUGGUGUUACCGUCAACGAAGAACCUGCCCAGGUCUACGGAGGCUUGUUAGCUGAUAUGAUGGGUCUCGGUAAAACUUUGAGUAUCCUGUCCCUUGUUGUUGCAACACUACCACAGUCACGAAUCUGGGAACAGCAGCCACCCCACAAUUCUCUUGUCCGUGGUAUUCCUGGUAUUCGUAAUACGAAGACAACAUUGCUGGUUUCACCUCUGAGUGCAGUUCACAAUUGGGUCGCUCAGAUCAAGGAGCAUCUAAGUGAUGAAGCCAUUUCUUACUACGUGUUCCAUGGGCCGUCCCGAACGAAGAUAGUCGAAGAGCUGUCUCAAUUUGAUCUGAUUAUUACGACUUACAGCACAAUUUCAAGUGAACUCCGCGGACGUGGUACCAAGCCGGUCAACAGCCCAUUGCUGAAGAUGAACAUGUUCAGAAUUGUCCUUGAUGAGGCCCACGUUAUCCGCGAGCAGUCUGCACAACAAAGUCAGGCUAUUUUCCGCUUAAACGGUCAACGUCGCUGGUCUGUCACAGGAACCCCAGUGCAGAAUCGUUUGGAAGAUCUCGCAUCAGUAACAAAGUUUCUUCGGCUGUAUCCGUAUGACGACAAAGCCAAGUUUAACGCACACAUUCUCAGUCGAUUUAAGAUAGGUGACUCUACCGUCUUUGCCAGCCUCCGUGUCCUUGUGGACUCGUUCACCCUCCGCCGUGUCAAAGAUAAGAUCAAUCUGCCACCUCGGGAAGACAAGAUAAUCAUGUUGGACUUCUCUGAGAAAGAAGCCAAAUUGCACGAAUUCUUCCGCCGAGAGUCAGACUCGAUGAUGAAGGUUAUUGCGAAUGAGAGCAAGAGCACCAUGGGCGGUCGAAUGUAUCACCAUGUGCUCAAGGCUAUGAUGAUUCUUCGCCAGAUUAGCGCACACGGCAAAGAACUGCUCGACAAGGAAGAUCGUGAGAGGAUGAAAGGCCUGAGCGUUCAAGAUGCUAUAGACCUGGAGGAAGGUGAAAAGGAAGAUCAAGCUUGGGCGAUUGACAGAAAGGCCUAUGAAAUGUUUACUUUGAUGGAAGAGUCUUCUGCCGCAGUGUGCGCCAUGUGCAACAAACCGCUGACUGAAAAUAAUAAUACAGAGUCUGGUUCGCCGGAUCCAAAGCUUCCUAUGGCUGUGAUGCUACCAUGCUUUGACGUUUUGUGCCUUGAUUGCUUCGGUCCGAUGAAGAAAGGAUUUGUAAUGCAGCCAGAGACAUCUUCAGAACAGACACGAUGCGUGAAGUGCGAAGGUUGGAUCACUAUGACUUACUCUGCCAUUACACCAGCUGGACUCCAACAGUACACAGAGAGUCAAGCGGAGGCCAAGACAAAUCGGAAACGAGCGAAACUUCUAGGAGAGUAUGAGGGACCCCACACCAAGACCCUAGCUCUGUUGGAACAUCUGCAGAGCUCGGCUGAGGAAAGUGCAAGUAUCAAGGAUGGGCCUCCUAUCAAGAGCGUGGUGUUUUCGGCUUGGACUUCUCAUCUCGAUCUCAUUGAGAUCGCUCUAAAGGACAACGGUUUGGAGGGAUUUACUCGUAUCGACGGGACAAUGACGCUCGCAGCCCGCAAAACUGCACUCAACAAUUUUGCUGAAGACAACAAUAUUACUAUUCUGCUCGCUACCAUUGGAGCAGGAGGUGUUGGCCUCAAUUUGACGAGCGCAUCUCGCGUUUACAUUAUGGAGCCUCAGUACAAUCCUGCUGCGGUAGCUCAAGCAGUGGACCGUGUCCACCGAUUGGGUCAAACUCGUGAGGUGACUACCGUGCAGUUUAUCAUGAAGGCCAGUAUCGAGGAGAAGAUCUUCGAAAUGGCUAAAAAGAAGCAACAGUUAGCGGAAGACAGCAUGGCUCGUGGCAAGCUCGAUAAGCGUGAAGUCCAAGAGGCACGCAUGCAAGCUUACAGAAGCCUGUUCCGCUAA
Molecule: messenger RNA, 3210 nt
Organism: Talaromyces amestolkiae
Lineage: Eukaryota; Fungi; Ascomycota; Eurotiomycetes; Eurotiales; Trichocomaceae
Exons: 2
Coding region: 1-3210 (1069 amino acids)
Molecular function (GO): ATP-dependent chromatin remodeler activity; ATP binding
Source: RefSeq, a predicted model, not a curated record